This is a messenger RNA of Larimichthys crocea (large yellow croaker), 2260 nucleotides long. RefSeq names its product E3 ubiquitin/ISG15 ligase TRIM25. NCBI's taxonomy places the organism in Eukaryota, Metazoa, Chordata, Actinopteri, Sciaenidae. Bases 95 to 1777 code for a protein of 560 amino acids. The record is from RefSeq and is a predicted model, not a curated record. Gene Ontology annotation, molecular function: zinc ion binding; protein binding. The transcript has a single exon.
UUCUUCCCUCCCCCAUGUUGUUUAGAUCAGAGCUCAAACUAGUUUCAUUUCUGAGGAAGGCAAACUCAGACAGUCGUUGACACGGAGAGGAGAAAUGGCGCAGCAAGGAAAUAAACUGAACCAGGAAACCUUCUCUUGUCCGAUCUGUCUGGAUCUACUGAAGGAUCCGGUGGCUAUUCCCUGUGGACACAGCUACUGCAUGAACUGUAUUCAAAACUUCUGGGAUGGAGAGGAUGAGAAAAGAAUCCACAGCUGCCCUCAGUGUAGGCAGACCUUCACACCGAGGCCUAUCCUGAUGAAAAACACCAUAUUAACAGCUUUAGUGGAGGAACUGAAGAAGACAGGACUCCAAGCUGCUCCUGCUGAUCACUGCUAUGCUGGACCUGAAGAUGUGGCCUGUGAUUUCUGCACUGGGAGAAAACUGAAAGCUCUGAAGUCCUGUCUGUUCUGUCUGGUCUCUUACUGUGAGAAACACCUUCAGCCUCACUUUGAAUCCUCUGCCUUUGAGAAACACAAGCUGGUGGAGCCCUCCAAGAAGCUACAGGAGAACAUCUGCUCUCGUCAUGAUGAGGUGAUGAAGAUAUUCUGCCGUACUGAUCAGCAGUGUAUCUGUUAUCUCUGCUCUAUGGAUGAACAUAAAGGCCAUGAAACAGUCUCAGCUGCAGCAGAAAGGACUGAGAGGCAGAGAGAGCUCGAGGUGACUCGACAAAACAUCCAGCAGAGAAUCCAGGACAGAGAGAAAGAUGUGAACGAGCUUCAACAGGAGGUGGAGGCUAUCAAUGGCUCUGCUGAUAAAGCAGUGGAGGACAGUGAGAAGAUCUUCACUGAGCUGAUCCGUCUCAUGGAGAAAAGAAUGUCUGAUGUGAAGCAGCAGGUCAGAUCCCAGCAGGAAACUGAAGUGAGUCGAGUCAAAGAGCUUCAGGAGAAGCUGGAACAGGAGAUCACUGAGCUGAAGAGGAAAGACGCUGAUUUGAAGAAGCUCCCGCACACAGAGGACCACAACCAGUUUCUCCAAAACUACCCCUCACUGUCACAACUCAGCCAAACUACAGACUUAUCCAGCAUCAAUAUCCGUCCUUUGAGGUACUUUGAGGAUGUGACAGCUGCUGUGUCAGAGCUCAGAGAUAAACUACAGGACGUUCUGAGGGACCAAUGGACAAACAUCUCACUGACAGUGACUGAAGUUGAUGUUUUACUGUCAGGACCAAAACCAGAGCCCAAGACCAGAGCUGAGUUCUUAAAAUAUUCACGUAAACUCACACUGGAUCCAAACACAGCAAACACUAAGCUGUUAUUAUCUGAGGGGAACAGAAAAGUGACAUUAAUGGAACAACAUCAGUCUUAUUCUAGUCACCCAGACAGAUUCACUUUUUAUAAUCAGGUCCUUAGUAGAGAGAGUCUGACUGGACGUUGUUACUGGGAGGUGGAGUGGAGAGGAAAAGGAGUUGGUGUAGCAGUCACAUACAAGAAUAUCAGCAGAGCAGGGAAAUCAGAUGCAUGUGUAUUUGGAGGCAAUGACAAAUCUUGGAGGUUAGACUGUAACCAAAACAGUUACACAUUUUGGUACAACAACAACAGCACUCCUGUCUCAGGUCCCCUGUCCUCCAGAGUUGGAGUGUACCUUGAUCACAGUGCAGGUAUUCUUUCCUUCUACAGUGUCUCUGAAACCAUGACUCUUCUCCACAGAGUCCAGACCACGUUCACUCAGCCUCUCUAUGCUGGACCUUGGUUAUCCUGGUCUGUUGGAAACACUGCAGAGUUGUGUAAAAUGAAAUAGAUAGAAGUCAUUUAAGGGUUAAAUUCUGUGUUUUAACUCUUUAUCUUUGUGACAUUUCUUCACAGCACAGAGAUCAGCUGUCAAUCAAACAUCAUGGGCGGUACUUUGACAUUGUCUUUCUGUACUGUAAAUGUUUCUUUAGGUGGCGCUGUUUGUGAAUAUUUGUAUUGAUGUGUUUGUAUGUUGUUUCUCUUCCACUGCAUAAGUGAAGAGAGAAAGCAGCGGACCUUCCUUCAUCGUACAUAUUUUGAGCUCACUUUGUACAUUUGGACACAAAUCUAUUAUCAGUUUAUGAAUUAUUAGUUUAGCUGAUGAAUGUGCGAUAUAAUACGGAAUCAUAUUUGUCUGAUUACAGCCAGGGUUGUCUAAUUAAGCUGUCAGCUCAUGUUUAUUGUAGCUUUAAGGUCUAUAAAAUCAUCACUUCCCAUUUGAUCUGUCCCAGUAAAUUAAAUUUCAAAAAUAAAAUACUGAAGAGUUCAACCA